UCCUCCCACCCUCCUUUCGUGCCGCUUCAGGCUUCUUUCGCCCGUCCUCCGUCUCUUCUCUCCCCUCGUCCUCCUCCUUUAUGCUAAACCCUAAGAUUCGAUCGUGCGCCACCUCCUUUUCUCUCCCUCUACGAGGAAGUAGCUUUUAUCCUGGUUAUUGAAGAUAUGCUGUUUAUGCUGGUUUAAAUUCUUACUCUAGAAUGGAAUAGUGCAAACAAGAAAGUUUCUUGCGUUCUUCUGGAUUGUGCAAAUGGCGGAAAGUUGAUCUUUUUAACAGGACAGCUGAAGAAAAAAAAGAAAAAAAAAUCAUUAUUUGGAAGUUAACCGUUCUCCAAUGGGGGGAGCUUGUUCUAGAAAGAGAAACGUUCUCGAUGAAGAUGAUUUACGCAGGUCCGGAAGAUUCUCUAAGACUGGCAGCUCAAAAUGGUUGUUAUUUAGUCUGCCUCGUUGCAGCACAGAUGUUACAGUUCGAAGGCAAGGAAAGUGCCCUUCUCUCAUGGAGUUAUGCGUGGCUAAAAUUCGUGAGGAUAUAAAAAAGUAUAGCAGCUUUUCCAUGCUGCCAAGAGACAUAAGCCAGCAGAUAUUCAAUGAAUUAGUCGAAUCUCAUGGCCUCACUGAUGUGUCUCUUGCAGCCUUUCAGGAUUGUGCCCUUCAGGAUAUUCAUCUUGGAGAAUAUCCAGGAGUGAAGGACAGUUGGUUAAGCACAGUUUCCUCUCAAGGGCAAUCACUGCUGUCUCUUGAUAUUUCUUGCUCUGAUGUGACAGAUUCUGGAUUGUCUCUUCUUAAGAAUUGCCACAAUGUCCAGUGCUUGAAAUGUAAUUACUGUGACCAAAUCUCAGACUAUGGUUUAUCACAUAUAUCUGGACUUUCAAACUUGACCUCUUUAAGUUUAAAGAAGAGCAAUGCAAUUACUGCUGAAGGAAUGAGGGUUUUUACCAACUUGAUUAACUUGGUAAAUUUGGAUCUAGAGAAAUGCUUAAAGAUUCAUGGUGGUCUUAAAUAUUUAAAAGACUUGAAAAAGCUUGAAUCCCUUAACAUCAGAUACUGCAAUUGUAUAACAGAUGAAGACAUGGAGCCUCUUUCUGGUCUUUCAAACUUAAAAGAGUUGCAAAUGUCAUGUUGUAAAGUUACCGAUGCAGGGAUUGCUCAUCUAAAAGGUUUAUAUAAAAUUGCUCACUUGAACCUGGAGGGUUGUCCAGUUACUGCUGCCUGCUUGGACAUUAUAUCAGGCUUUGGAUCCUUGAUUUUUUUAAAUUUGAGCCGAUGUGGUAUAUCUGAUGAUGGAAGUGAGAGUUUUUCUGGGCUUCAGAAGUUGAAAGUUCUGAAUUUGGGUUUCAAUAACAUCAGUGAUGCAUGUUUGGUGCAUCUUAAAGAUUUGAUCAAUUUGGAGAGCUUGAAUUUGGAUUCUUGUAAGAUUGGUGAUGAAGGAAUGUUAAACUUGAAAGGUCUUCUACGUUUAAAAUGCCUGGAGCUGUCCGAUACUGAAGUUGGAAGCAAUGGACUGAGCCAUCUCUCUGGUUUAUGCAACUUGGAGAGUAUCAAUCUCUCGUUCACAUCAGUAACUGAUGGUGGCUUGAGGAAGCUGUCUGGAUUAACUUCCAUUAAGUCACUAAAUUUGGAUGCUCGCCAGAUAACAGAUGCAGGCUUAACGGCUAUCACCAGUCUUACCGGAUUGACACAUCUGGAUCUUUUUGGAGCUCGUAUUACAGACCUUGGGACAAACUGUUUCCGAUAUUUCAAAAACCUGCAGUCACUUGAGGUCUGUGGUGGGUCAAUAACUGAUGCUGGAGUGAAGAACAUUAAGGACCUUAAAUCUCUUACGUUAUUAAAUUUAUCUCAGAAUUGCAACCUUACAGAUAAGACUCUGGAAUUGAUUUCAGGAUUAACUGCAUUGGCUUCCCUUAAUGUAUCAAACUCUCGCAUAACAAAUGCUGGUUUGCAGCAUCUGAAACCAUUAAAGAAUCUGAGAUCACUCACCCUGGAGUCAUGCAAAGUUACGGCCACCGAAAUAAAGAAGCUGCAACUGGCUGCUCUUCCAAAUCUGAUUAGUGUUCGACCUGAGUAGUUCAGGGUCGAGCAUUUGUAAAUGAUCUGCCUCUGUAAAGAUGACAAUUGUCCAUCCCUACUGGUCUGCCAAGCAAUGGAGACUCCGAUGAAAUUGUACAUAUGGGUGAUGUUUACUCUUAUGCUCUGAUUUAGUUCAAUUCAGAGGUGGGAAGACUUGCACUGGAUGCAAAGUAUCCUCUAAAAAUCUUAAAACUAAUGCAAAACUAGAAUGUAAAUAUGCUACAUCCAUAUAAGUUGCAAGUGUAUUCACCUGAACUUAUGAUUGUAAAUAUUUAUGUACAUAUGAUGGUAACAAUCAUUGUUUCUUUCAGCA
Musa acuminata subsp. malaccensis (wild Malaysian banana) is the source of this 2380-nucleotide messenger RNA. Its product is annotated as F-box/LRR-repeat protein 14. The record is from RefSeq and is a predicted model, not a curated record. Gene Ontology annotation, molecular function: protein binding. Lineage: Eukaryota; Viridiplantae; Streptophyta; Magnoliopsida; Zingiberales; Musaceae.